Messenger RNA from Penicillium maclennaniae, 1710 nucleotides. RefSeq names its product Myb-like DNA-binding domain protein. Gene Ontology annotation, cellular component: nucleus. The coding region runs from base 1 to 1710 and encodes 569 amino acids. Gene Ontology annotation, molecular function: protein heterodimerization activity; histone binding. Lineage: Eukaryota; Fungi; Ascomycota; Eurotiomycetes; Eurotiales; Aspergillaceae. The transcript has 3 exons. The record is from RefSeq and is a predicted model, not a curated record.
AUGAACAUUGAUACGGACGACCUCACUUCCUUUCCGAUGGAAAGGCCCGGGAAACGCCCGCGCCUAUCGUUCGAUUCUGGAUUGGUAGAGGAUAUACCGGAGGAAUGGGACCUCCAGACCGCACGCGCGCAGAAUGACAAUAAGUUGAAGUCGAUCUUCGAGGGCAUCUUUGCGAAAUACGGAAAGGACUUUACGGAAGUCGGGGACGAGAUUAAUCUACAGACUGGGAAGAUCGUGGUCGACAAUGGACAUCUACUAGGUCUGCAGGAGGAGACCGACCCCCGAAACGAAGGACAGCCAUGGCUCGAGACGAACGAGGACGCCUAUUCCGAUGAAAGAGAAGAUUCAGAGAAGGAAACAGUCGAUUCUCAUGGGCCGCCUUUAUCAAGCUACAAAGAUGACGAUAUUGAGGGAGACGCCGACUCUGAUAGCAACGACUCAUUACUGGCUCCAGCACUGACCUACAAUCAAGCUGGAAGGUCGGAAGAUCCCAAACUAACCACCGGGAAACAAGUCGAGGAUCCAGGCCCGAAAGACCCUGUUUGGCAAGCCCCUGCAUUGCCGAGAUUAAUCUCGACGCCUACGGCCGAAACCCGGGCCAAGAGAGUUACGCCAAAACCCCCAACCUUCAUCAGGGAGCCCUCUCCACCUGGAUCGGGAUCCUUAUGGACUGUCCCGCGUCGCGGUCGACCACCAGGUCCAGGUCGACCACGCACUGAAGGAAAGCCCAAAGCGUCGCCGAGUGAAUUCCGCGCUCGGGCGAAACCCACGUAUCAUUCAAGCCCGGUGGCGCACAACUGGUCCUUUUCUCAAAUACCCGACGGUGACGAGUCAGACGACCCGCUCCAGGAGCAUCAGCCCUCUCCCACGCCGUCUAAAAUGACGAGCAUCCGGGGAAAGCGGAUACGGGGGGGCGUUCCCCGGGCCCAAUCGGCUACGCCGACCAAUUUUGAUGACGAUGCUGACAAUGAUACCUCCAAACGAGAAACACAUGGCAAUUGCCAUGUGGCAUUGGGUACUUCUUCACAAAGCCGUGCUUCUCAACAGCCGGAGUCUGGCUCCACGCCACGAUCAAUUACGGUGCCCCGCUAUAGAGUUCCGCGGUCAUCGUACAGAAUUAUAACGCCCGACGAAGGGCGGAUGAUAAUCCGCUUGCGACAUGUCGAGAACUUGGAGAUUAAGGAGAUCCAUGUUCGACUACCCAAUUGCAAGACCACACAGAUCUAUGCUUGGGAUUAUCAUCACUGGACUGAAGCUCGGCUAGACCCUCCUCAGCUCUCGGCUCCGUGGACUAAGAAAGAGAUGGAUAUUCUGGAGGAGCUGAAGGACACAGACGGUCUUUCCUGGGCCAAACUUACGGCCGAGCUGCCCGGCCGCUCCCGCAAAGAGAUCGAGUAUGAGCUGAUCCGUCUCUGGGUUGGUGAGGAUGUAUGGAACGCGGAAGAGUGGGGUCGGGAUGCAAAGGGCAAAGGUGUGCCUGAACCACCGUCCAACCCCAAUAAAAGAAAAAGGCCGCUGGACAAUGAGACUUCUGAGGUUGAUCCAGAACAUGAUGGCGAUACGGCUUCGCUUGGCUUCAAGAUGCUCAGCGAAAAUGAUUCUGAUUCUGAUUCUGAUUUUGAUGAAGACUCCGACUGCGACUCAGCCUUGAGCCACCUCACAGCCCGAAGCGCCAGGAUGCCGGGCAAAGGGCAGGGCCUCGCCGCGUAA